UCAUAUUCUGGAUGGCAGUGACGAAGACUAUUUUUAAGACAACUUUGAUAGUUUUUUUUUUUGUAAUCUGACUUCUCUAGAGAGCGUAAAAGUGUUUGAUUAACCAUUCAAUCUUUCUUUGGUGGUGUGUGACGUUGGAAUAUCGGCACCAGCGCUCAUGACGGCUAAUAGUAUUUCGCAAUUGUCAUAUACUGUGCUUACUGUCAGUCUCAUUUUGUGAGAAAGGAAACUAACAGACUUGAAAAAGAACGAGAAUUAAGUACAUUUUAGCUAAACCACGAGCGCAGAUUACCCAUAGCAUAAGAAGCAUGAAGGUGGUAGGAGUUAUUGGAGCUGGGGCAGCUGGUCUCUGUGCUGCUCGACACAUCUUGUCCUCAGAGGAGCUGACCCCAAUAGUAUGGGAACAGUCGUCGCAGAUAGGUGGUACGUGGAGGCUCUCCAAAGAUGUUGGGGCAGAUAGCAGAGGUUUUCCAGUACACUCAAGCAUGUAUGAGAGCCUGAGGACAGAUUUACCAAAAGUGAUCAUGAAAUUCCCAGAUUUUGACUUUCCAAGUAAGGUAGAAUCUUUUGUUCAUCACACAUCUGUUCUCAAAUACCUGGAAGAUUAUGCUGAUCACUUCAAUCUUCAUCCAUAUAUUAAACUCGGCCACCAUGUGGAGAAUGUAGUUGUAUUGGAGAGUGACGAAGGACCUCCAUCCUGGGCUGUAACAGUAAAAGAUCUGUCAACUGAUGUAGUCAGUACUGUCACCUGUGAUGCCUUGCUUAUUUGCAAUGGACACUUCUCCACGCCUCAAAAGCCACUUAUUGAAGGGAUUGAGGAUUUCAAGGGUCGACAAAUUCAUAGUCAUGACUAUCGUGAACCAUCACCAUACACAGAUUCCAGAGUUAUAAUCCUUGGUGCUGGGGCCUCUGGGCUGGAUAUUUUAAUGGAGGUAUCCACUGUUGCCAAGGAGGUACUUCUUUCUCACAACCUCCCAGUUCCCUUCCCUUCUGAGUUGCCUCCAAAUGUCAAACAAGGUCCAGGCAUAUUGAAAGCUGCAGAAAAUGGCUUUUAUCUUAAAGACGGUACCUUCCAAGAAACAGAUUGCAUAAUAUACUGCACUGGCUAUAAAUAUACCUUCCCAUUUCUUGAAGAUAAAUGUGGCAUCACUGUUGAGAAUAACCAUGUAAAGCCACUGUACAAGCAAAUUAUCAAUGCUUCCUUUCCCACCAUGGGGUUAAUAGGAAUCCCAUCACGUAUCAUUGUGUUCCCACUUAUAAACUACCAGGUACAAUACUUUCUUGCAACCUUAAAAGGGAAGACUCCUUUACCAAGGACAGCUGAAAUGAAAUCAGAGAUUGAAGCCUAUGCUGAAGAGAGGAAGAUGCAAGGAUGGAAAGAAAACCAGUACCACAUCCUGCAAAAUGAUCAAUUCCAAUACAUGGAAGACCUGGCAACUCUGGCAGGUGUAGAAUUGCCUUCUCCACACCUAAAAAAGGUCUGGGGUGUGGUCAUUCCUCGUCUGUUUUUCUCCUUUCCAAUCUUCAAGACCUAUGAGUAUUCCCUUAGAGAAGAUGGGGCGUUAAUUGAGAAGUGGGAGGGCAAGGUAGUCAGCACAUCAUGGGACCUUACAAUAGUGACGGCUAAACAGACAUUCCGGCUCCUGUGGCGCAAUUUUCCUAAGAUUGCAUAUAUUCUGGGCUCUGCAGUUCUUAAGAAAUUAAAAGGUUUUGUUGGAUUGUGAUGUUCCCAGCAUAUUGUCAGAGAAAUGGUUAAAUUUUAUAAGUUUAUGUGGGGUAUGUUCAUAUGUAAUUACUAAUGUAGCCUACUUUAGCAGAAUACAUACUGACCAGAAAUAUUUAGAGUGCUGAUAAUGAAGCAGAAAUAUUUUAUGAUUAAUGUAUAGUGUAUUUUUGAUAAUUUCUUGUUAUGGCAAGAUGGAGACUUUUGCUAGCAUUUUAUAUGUGCUGAAUCAGUAGUAAAGCAUUUAAUUAUUGCCAUAAUGAAUGACAAAUUGGAAAAUUAUAUUUUUUCUUUACUCUUAAUCUUUUGUAAUUGUUAAAUGAUUUUAUGUUUUAUAGUUGCCCACCAUGGCCAGGGAAAUGUUGUGUUCACUGUAGUACUGUUUUGUGAAAUGUCUCUGCACAUGAGAGCUCUGCAUGUGCUUAGCCACAAAGGAGUCAAUUAGUAGACCUUAUGACCUUACCUGUUUUCAUCUUUCCUUAACUUUGUGGGAAAAACAUUUUCUUUUCUUUUUUUAAAAUAAUGCUAUGAGUAUCAAUGUUAUUAUUUUUAUUAUAGACAUAAUGAUUAUAGUGUUACAGACAUUACUAACAGCAGUAUAAGAUAUCAGAAAUUAGCUUUAAAAAUCAAGGAAACGGUUAAGCAGGUGGGACAGGUAGUACUUAUAAUUGGCUCACUGGUGACUUAGCACUUGUGGAGGCAGCUAUGUGUAAUGUUUCAGUAUUCUGGCACUUUUGCUCUAUGAAUAAUUUAAGAUAAUUUUAGUUCAAAGAAGCAGGACAGUGACAGAUGAAUAUUUAUCUGUAAUAUUUGGUUUUGUUUGACGUGUAAGAAACAUUAAUGUACUAAAUGCAUGGAAAUACCCAAAAAAAGACAUAAGAUGU
Penaeus chinensis is the source of this 2607-nucleotide messenger RNA. Its product is annotated as flavin-containing monooxygenase FMO GS-OX-like 2. Bases 309 to 1724 code for a protein of 471 amino acids. The record is from RefSeq and is a predicted model, not a curated record. The transcript has 8 exons. Gene Ontology annotation, molecular function: N,N-dimethylaniline monooxygenase activity; flavin adenine dinucleotide binding; NADP binding. NCBI's taxonomy places the organism in Eukaryota, Metazoa, Arthropoda, Malacostraca, Decapoda, Penaeidae.